AUGAUGUUGAGUGUUUGGUUGAUAUUUCUUGAGGGACUUCUAUUGAUUUCGGCAGCCACCAUUACACAAUUGAAAUGGCAACCGGAGCAAAUUACAAAAGAAUCAAUUCUAGCUGAACAUAUGAAGUUGUCAAACGAGAUCUUAUUCAGUGGAGUGCCUACACUUGCAUUUGUGACACAGUGGAAUCCACGUGGCUUCCUUCUUGCCAAAAAGCGGGCCAAUCACCUCGAUUUCGUCAGCAAUGUUUGGUUCAACGUAGCACCUGCCUUUGGACUGGAGCAAAUGGAAAAUGUUGUGAUUCGUGGGGAGAACGAUAUAAAUCGAGAUUUCAUUCGAACCCUCCGAAAAUCCAAUCCGGAUAUAAAGAUAGUCCCGCGUUUCUUUUUCACAAAAUUCGGAGACGAGACAGCUGAUUAUUUUGUUAAAAAGGAGACUUUGGUGCAGAAGACGGCUCAGAAAAUUGCCAAUUUGUGUCAUAGGCAUGGGUUCGAUGGAGUUGUAAUAGAUGGAAUCGAAACUUUUGUUCAUUCUUUGCGUGAGAGUAAAAUGGAGACGAUAGAGAUGUUCAUGCAAAUUGGAAACGUUAUCCGGCGGAAUGAGUUGAUUGCGAUUCUAUCUAUCCCGGCACUGGCUGGAGCUGAGGAUUACGGUGAAAAAAAGCAAAAGAACACUUCCCCGCUGACUCAAGAGGAAUGCAGUCAACUAACCAAUUCCUAUGACUUCGUCCAAUUGUGGACGUACACUGAUGGAAUAACAAGUAUUCGACACCACAUCAAUGAUCAGUAUCUUCUUGCUAACCUUCAACUAUUCCGAUUCUCCACAAAAAUAUUUCUCGGCAUGAACUUCUAUGGACUACAGUACAACUUGAAAGAGUAUCGAGCCGGGCCAAGACUCCGCCCCUGGGAAACAAUCACAUCCAAACAAUUUUUGGAGGUGUUGAAACUAGAGGAUUCCGUGUUGACGUGGAAUGAGAAGAACAAGGAACAUGAGCUGGUGUCGGAAAGCCAGAAUACCUUCAUACUAUUUCCAUCGCUUACAACAUUGGAAUACCGUCUUGCUUUGGCUAAAGAGCACAAUGUUGGAGUCGCAUUUUGGGAUUACGGACAAGGACUCGAUUAUUUUACGAACUUGGCUUAA
Messenger RNA from Caenorhabditis briggsae, 1137 nucleotides. The record is from RefSeq and is a predicted model, not a curated record. The transcript is spliced from 6 exons. NCBI's taxonomy places the organism in Eukaryota, Metazoa, Nematoda, Chromadorea, Rhabditida, Rhabditidae. Gene Ontology annotation, biological process: carbohydrate metabolic process. The coding region runs from base 1 to 1137 and encodes 378 amino acids. Gene Ontology annotation, molecular function: oligosaccharide binding. Gene Ontology annotation, cellular component: extracellular region.